This is a messenger RNA of Aspergillus eucalypticola CBS 122712, 1554 nucleotides long. Its product is annotated as zinc finger HIT domain-containing protein. Gene Ontology annotation, cellular component: nucleus; pre-snoRNP complex. Bases 111 to 1349 code for a protein of 412 amino acids. Lineage: Eukaryota; Fungi; Ascomycota; Eurotiomycetes; Eurotiales; Aspergillaceae. The record is from RefSeq and is a predicted model, not a curated record. The transcript is spliced from 3 exons. Gene Ontology annotation, biological process: box C/D snoRNP assembly; snoRNA localization; maturation of LSU-rRNA from tricistronic rRNA transcript (SSU-rRNA, 5.8S rRNA, LSU-rRNA).
CAGACACAUCCUCCUCCUCCUCCUCCAUCACCACACUUCAACCUCACAUUCCACUCUUUUUUCUUUUCAAUUCACUAAUAUCACACUAAAAGACAAAAGCAAUAAAAGAAAUGUCCACCUCCACCCCCGACUCCCCCCUCUCCGACCUCUGCUCAAUCUGCCACCUCCAAUCCCCCAAAUACCGCUGUCCGCGAUGCUCAACGCGCACCUGCUCGCUACCCUGCACACGGCGUCACAAACUCUGGUCCCAAUGUUCAGGGAUCCGCGACCCAGCAGCCUACCUGCGCCGCUCCGAACUAGCAACGGAAUCCGCCUUCGAUCGGGACUUUAACUUCAUUACGGGGAUUGAGCGCUCGAUUGAGCGCGCGGGACGAGAUGCGGAGAAUAGAGGGAUUGAUGUUGCUUCUUCGAAUGUGAGGGAUUUGGAGGCGGUUGGGUUGGAUGCGGGAGAUGUUGGUGGGGAUGGGAAGAAGGGUGGUGUUGGUGCUGGGGGAAAGAGGAAGAGGGGAGGGGAUACUGCUGGUAAUGGCGGUGGUGGGACGAGGGCUGAGAUGGAGUUUUUGAGACGUGCGGAGGAGAGAGGGGUUAGGGUUGUUAGGGCGCCGAAGGGGAUGAGUAGGAAUAAGGGGAAUGGGAGUCGGUGGUUGGGGAGGAAUCAGUGUUUGGUUUGGACGGUCGAGUGGGUUCUGAGUGAUGGGGAGAAGAGGAUGAGGAAUUGCUCGGAGAUGGCUCCUGUUGCGGAUUCUUUUGAUCGGGUGGUUCCUCUUUCUACGGAGGAGGGAGGUGAUGAGCAGGAUCAGAAACAGACUGGGGAUGAGAAGCCAGGGGAGACGCCAGAGUCGAAGACGGAGCAACAACCGCAGGAUGCCACAACUACAGCCACGGAGCCAGCCUUGACUACACAAUCUACACAGCCGACAGACACGCCAACUGCUCAACCCGAAGCUUCAGAGGCGACACUUACAUCAGACGUGCUGCCACUCACCCCCCACCGUGAUCUCUACUUCUACCUCCAUCGGCCGCGGACAGCUACGAAACAGCCUGUUUUGGCCCCCCUGUCCCCCAAGAUCACCAUUGCUGCCGCUCUGCGUGGUCACACAGUCUUGGAGUUCCCGACUAUCUACGUGCUGCCGGACUCACCUGAUACUAUACGGGCCCAGGAAGGUUCCAAGUACAUUCUAGAGGAAGAGUACCUCCGCACACAUCAGUCGCCGGAGGAGAGCAGCGAGGAUACGGGGGAUGCAGACGACACAUUGCCUCCGGGUGCCAUUGACCUUCAAGGCGUCGACGAAUCCAAGGUUCUGGAAGUCCUCCAGAAGGAUCUGUUCGAGCCUUCGGCAGCAGCGUAGGAGCUAUCUAGAUCUGGCUGGAGCAUCAUGACAAGGGAGGGAGGGGACAUCUACUUAUACCUAAUAUUUGUUCAUAUCAUAGCGACAACUGGAGAGCCGGGUAGAACCGUGCUUUACUUGCAUCUGCACUAGGAAGAAAUCAUCUAUGAUCGGCGGAUGCACUUCGAGGCAGUCUGAGCGAAGACAGCGAUCUCGACCGUAUAGG